UGGCAGCGGCGGCGGGGCCGGGGCGCGGGAUGGUGGCGGGGCCGCCGGGGGCCGCCUGCCCGCCCGGCGAUGGGGCGGUGCGGGGGGGCCGGGAGGCGGCGGGGCGGAGCCCGGGGCCGCUAAGGCGGAGCGGAGCUGGACGGCACGGGACGGAGAGGCGGCCGGCGCCCCGCCGGCGCUGAGCCGGAGCCUGCGGGCAGGGCUGUCCUGGAGGAUCGCCGUGGGGUGAGAGAAUGAAGAAGCCAGCCGGGCAGCAGCAGGAUGGGGCGGCAGGACCUCCCGCGAGCUGACGGGCCACCGCCGAUGCUCCCGUGGCCGCUGGCCCUCCUGGCCCUGAGCGCAUGCUGCCGCUGGGGGGUGGCCGGCGGGGCGGGCGGCACAGUGCCCCAGCAGCAUGCUGCCCCCGCGACCCCUUCCUCCUCUUCCUCAUCCUCCUCUUCAUCCGGCCGAGCACCCCUCGACUGGCUCCUCACCGACCGGGGACCCUUCUACCGAGCCCAGGAGUACGUGGACUUCAUGGAGCGCUACCGGCAGGGUUUCACCACCAGGUACAGGAUCUACAGAGAGUUUGCUCGCUGGAAGGUGAAUAAUUUGGCUUUGGAGAGGAAAGACUUCUUCAGCCUGCCGCUUCCCCUGGCCCCUGAAUUCAUCCGCAACAUCCGUCUGCUGGGACGCCGACCCAGCCCCCAGCAGAUCACCGACAGCCUCAUCAAGAAGUAUGGGACCCACUUCUUGCUUGCUGCCACGCUGGGAGGAGAAGAGUCCCUGACCAUUUUUGUGGACAAGCGCAAGCUGAGCCGGAGAGCAGAGCCUGCCGGGGGGGCUGGGAACAGCUCGGGGGUCUCGCUGGAGACCCUGCACCAGCUGGCAGCCUCCUACUUCAUCGACCGAGAGAGCACGCUGCGCCGGCUCCACCACAUCCAGAUCGCCACGGCUGCCAUCAAGGUGACCGAAACACGGACAGGACCACUCGGCUGCAGCAACUACGACAACCUGGACUCGGUGAGCUCCGUCCUGGUGCAGAGCCCUGAGAACAAAGUGCAGCUCCAAGGGCUGCAGACGGUGCUUCCCUCCUACCUGCGGGAGAGGUUCGUGGCGGCUGCCCUCAGCUACAUCGCCUGCAGCUCGGCCGGGGAGCUGGUGUGCCACCGGAGCGACUGCCACUGCCAGUGCCAGCCCGCCUUCCCUCGCUGCAACUGCCCCGAGGCCGACGUCCAGGCGCUGGAGAGCAGCCUGGUCCAGCUCCAGCGAGCCUGGGAGAGCCACCACGGCCAGUUCGAGGAGUCAGAGGAGUUUCAGGCCCUGGUGAAAAGGCUCCCUGGGGACCGUUUCCUGAACAGGACAGCCAUCUCCCACUUCUGGGCCAUGGACCUGGAUGUCCAGCACCGCUAUCAGCAGCUGGGCACCAGCCUGAAGCUGCUCUCCAGGAAAACCCACCGACUUAUCCGGCGGCUCUUCAACCUCAGUAAACGCUGCCACCGGCAACCUCGCUUCAAACUGCCGAAGGAAAGGUCCCUCCCUUACUGGUGGAGCCGUGCACAGUCGCUACUGUACUGCAGUGAGACCACCAUGCCUGGGACCUUCCUGGAAGAAAGCCACAGCUGCACAUGUCCCUCUGACCAGCCCUCCUGCCAGGGGUCCAUACCGUGUGCCUUGGGAGAGGGGCCGGCCUGCGCCAGCUGUGCCGAGGACAACAGCACCCGCUGCGGGACCUGCAACCACGGCUACGUGCUCGCCCAAGGCUUCUGCCGCCCCGAGGUGGCCGACUCGCUGGAGCACUACCUGGGGCUGGAGACGGACCUGCAAGACUUGGAGCUCAAGUACCUCCUGCAGAAACGGGACAGCCGCAUCGAGGUGCACUCCAUCUUCAUCAGCAACGACAUGCGCCUGGGGAGCUGGUUCGACCCCUCCUGGAGGAAACGCAUGCUCUUGACCCUGAAGAGCAACAAGUACAAGCCCGGGCUUGUUCACGUGAUGUUGGCCCUCUCCCUGCAGAUCUGCCUCACCAAGAACAGCACGCUGGAGCCCGUCAUGGCCAUCUACGUCAACCCCUUUGGGGGAAGCCACUCGGAGAGCUGGUUCAUGCCCAUCAAUGAGGGCAGCUUCCCAGACUGGGAAAGGACUAACGUAGAUGCCUCUGCCCAGUGCCAAAAUUGGACGCUCACCUUGGGCAACAAGUGGAAGACCUUCUUUGAAACAGUCCAUGUCUACUUGCGGAGCCGCAUCAAGUCUCUGGAUGACAGCUCCAACGAGACAAUCUACUAUGAACCCUUGGAGAUGGCAGAUCCCUCCAAGAACCUGGGGUACAUGAAAAUCAACAGUCUGCAAGUCUUCGGCUACAGCCUGCCCUUUGAACCAGACGCUAUUCGUGACCUGAUCCUUCAGCUGGACUACCCCUACACCCAGGGCUCCCAGGACUCGGCCAUGCUCCAGCUGUUGGAGAUCAGGGACCGGGUGAACAGGUUGUCACCCCCUGGCAAAACCCGCCUCGACCUCUUCACUUGCUUGCUCCGCCACAGGCUCAAGCUAGCCAACAACGAGGUGACGAGGAUCCAGUCCUCCUUGAGGGCCUUCAACGCCAAGCUGCCCAACGCACUAGAGCAGGAGAUGGGCAAGCUGUGCAGCUAACGGCCGGGGCUGUUGGCAUCUCAGAGCAAGGGGGGCGGGAGAAAGGACUCCCUGGGAGGGGUUGAAAAUAACCACCCGAAAAAAAUUAAAUCAAGGCCUUACCUUAGUGCCAACCACGUGCUUCCAUGGUACCCCCAGCGACUGGCCAAAGAGAUGCAGGGCUCGAGCGGAUGGAGGACACCAGCGGGACUAUGGAGGAGGGAUGGCUCAGGCACCGCAGACUGGCUCCGAGCGUGGCGACAAUGCCAGCACGGCCACCCCGUCAGUGGUUGAAGGGACGUGCUGAUGGGCGGGGGUGAUGUGGCUCAGCCAGAGGCAACUGGUGGUCCUACAGGAGCAGAUGCCCAACCUGCCACAAGGAUCCUCCAGUGGCUGCCUGCUCAGCGCCCCAACUUUUGUAGUCUUUUUAAGAGAGGUUUCUACCGGCGCCUUCACUUUCACACCCCCCACGAUCCUUCCUGCAGCUGUGCCGUCACACACGGCGCCAGGGGGACCACCCUGCAGGCCCCCGAGAUCUGGCAGAUUUUCCCUUGGAGCCUCUCCAUGAGCAUCUCGCACCUGCUGCGGUACCGAGGCAUUGUCAACCCUUGUGUGGGAAGGACCUGCCCUGCGGACGCUGCCAUCACGGACACCGGCGGAGACCUCUGGGCCGCAAUUCCUUGCAAAAAAACCCCCACAAACCUAAAAUGAAAGAAAGAAAAAGGAAAAAAAAAGUUUUAUUUAUGUAUUUAUUUGUUUUGUUUGGGAGGGGUUUUUUUAAGCCUAUUUAUUUGGGGAAGUGUCAUUUCUUGUCAGUGGCUCCAGCCAAGAGACAUCUUAGUAAAAUGUAUCUGUUUAAUAUAUUUUUUAAAAAAAUGCCUUUUUUGAGCAAAAGAGCAACCAAAACCAACUGAGAUUAAAAAACAAACAAAAAAACCAAAAAAAAAGCCCAAAGAGAACAGUUACUGUCAUCCGGGGCCCUGGCUUUUCCCUCGCUGUGUGGCUCCCCUCCCUCCUUCCCUGCUGCUGCUGCUGUGCUCGGUGGGUGCCUGACCAGAAUAUCAAGCAGCGGCACUGCCCAGCUGUCGGAUGGGAACACUGGGCAUCCAGACAAGCAGAGCUCACUGCUUCGGCAGCUGCCCUCGUUUCUUGGCAGAGAACAGGGUAAAGAGAGGAAGGAGCCGACCCUCCGACCCACAGCAUCCCCAAAGCAGGAGGUGCAGGCAGAGGGGAUGGGCAGGGAAAAGGGGAGAGCGGAAAAAGCAUAUCUGUGUGUAGAUCUGAGUCCGCCUCCUAAUUCUCCCCGGCUGGCAAAACUUGCCUGCUUGGGUGCUGCAAAAGUGGUGGUAACCCAAACUCAUCCAUCCCGCUUAUGCCACCCGCCUGUCCCCCCCUCUCCUCCAUUCUCGGGCUGGACAGAUAAAGAGAUAAGCGGGAGGAAAAUAACACCGGGAGAGAUAAAGAGAUAGGUGAGAGAAAAAUAAAACAGGAGUAGAUAAACCAUGAUUGCUAUUUAUAUUCCCUGUCUAAUCUAUCAAUCCAUCAGGCUAGCUAUUGUGGUUAUAGCAUGCCUCAACCUGUCACCCGGACUUCUCUUUUUCCAUACAUCUGUCUUCCUCUGCCCACAUCUCCUCCCUUGUCCUAAAGGAAAAAAAAUAAUCGGGCGAUUAAACACACCCGAAGGAAACGAGAAGUCAAAGCCAUCAUCUCUGCUCCCUGGGGGAAGCCGGCAGACAUCUGCCUGGGGUUGAGGAGGAUACAGGCGGGAUGGCCAGCCGCAGGCUUCACAGCUAGAAAGACCAUUUCAGCUUCUGCUAUGCAUCUCUCUGGGUCACCACAUCACUUCUCGUCCUCACUGUCACGUGGGCCAUGCAUCGGGGUAAUGUUCCUCAGCUCCAUCCUCUGCCUCCUCUGGACCAAGCAUUUCCUACCAUGCUUUUCAGCACCCUGAACCAGUCACACAUCCUAAAGCCACCUGAACGGGAAUGCAAGAGCUGUUGGGACAUCUGGCAGCAUCUCGAGGAGCCACCAAGAUAUGGUGGAGCAGCUUCCACUGGCGGGGGAC
Falco peregrinus (peregrine falcon) is the source of this 4672-nucleotide messenger RNA. It is a transcript of the gene BRINP2, whose product is annotated as BMP/retinoic acid inducible neural specific 2. Bases 262 to 2628 code for a protein of 788 amino acids. The transcript has 8 exons. Lineage: Eukaryota; Metazoa; Chordata; Aves; Falconiformes; Falconidae. Gene Ontology annotation, biological process: positive regulation of neuron differentiation; negative regulation of mitotic cell cycle. The record is from RefSeq and is a predicted model, not a curated record.